Thlaspi arvense is the source of this 1383-nucleotide messenger RNA. The record is from the annotation of a GenBank genome assembly. Lineage: Eukaryota; Viridiplantae; Streptophyta; Magnoliopsida; Brassicales; Brassicaceae.
AUGGCGAGUAGAAAGCUGAUUCGAGAUUUACUGAUCACAAAGCAGCCUCUUUUCCUGCAAUUGACGCACCAACGGAGAGCCGGCGCUAGGCUAGGAUUUCUGCCGGCGAAUGGGUAUGCGAUUAAUCGCCGGUUCAGCGUUUUCAGCGACUUGUCGAAGAAAAUUAGAGGGGAAGCUGAAAGCAAUCCUGAAUUUCAACGAACCGUGAAGGAGCUCAAGGAAAAGGCAGAUGAGUUUAAAGGUGUAAAAGAGGACCUGAAAAUUAGAACAAAAGAAAAGACUGAGCAGCUAUACAGGCAAGUUGAUGGGGUCUGGACUGAGGCUGAAUCUGUGGCCAAAAAGGUCUCUUCAAGUGUGAAAGACAAGUUCUCAGCAGCCACAGAAGAGGUCAAGGAGUCAUUCAAGCUCGGUAAGGAGGAAAAUGCAGAGUCAGCGAGCUCAUCAGGUACAGGAACCUCUCAAGGAGAAAACCAGCAGCAGCAAUCAGGCUCUACUGAGGAACAACAAACAUUAUUUAGCAAACUCAAGUCAAGCAUUCCUUCGCCCCUUGACUUAGCGAAGAAAGGACUUGACAUUGUCAAGGAUGAAUUGCGAGGAACCUCGUCUAAAAAGAAGCACCUGGAGUACACGCCUCCCCCGCCGUUCACAGGUGUGAAAAGUACUAGAACCGAUAUGGUGCUUACGCCAACAAAACAGUCCAAGUGGCAAAAAAAAUGGGAAUCUCUUAGAGAAAAGAUACAAGCGUAUCCUGCAUUUAAACGUCUAAGCGGGAUGAGUGAGCCUGUUGUCAACAAGAGUCAAGAGAUUGCAGAAGAUGUGAUGGAAAAAUGGGAGACCAGUGACAACCCGAUUGUUCACAAAAUUCAAGACAUGAAUGAGACACUCUUUGAAGAAACAGCAUCUGCAUCCACUUACAAAGAGAUACGCCGCCGAGAUCCAUCGUUCUCAUUGCCAGACUUUGCUGCAGAGGUUCAGGAAGCCAUUAAACCAGUCUUGGAUGCAUAUAGUAAGGGAGAUGCUGAGACCUUGAGGAAGUAUUGCAGCGAGAGCGUGAUCGAACGGUGCACGGCAGAGUGCAAAGCUUUCCAAAGCCAUGGUUAUUUUUUCGAUCACAAGCUUCUGCAUACAUCGGAAGUCCUAGUUGAAGAUACAAAGAUGGUGGGAAGUACCCCAACAAUCAUCGUCAGGUUCCAAACGCAACAAAUCUACUGUGUUCGCGACAAGGAUGGCAAAAUCAAAGAAGGAAGCCAGGACACGAUAAUGACGGUGCACUACUUUUGGGCAAUGCAACAAGUGGAUGCAGCAGAGUUAGGGGAAGAAGCUACUCAUCCCAUUUGGAGGCUCACAGAUAUGAUGAAAAGUGGUGUUAAAGCUCUCAUUUGA